AUGUCACGUAUAAAAUACCAGCCAGUAUUUAAAAUAACUUCUUGUUGAACGCAAUACAAAUAAUAGGUAUUCUACAGUAACAUAGCUUGUGUUCUGUUGUCAUGGAUACCGUUGUUCUACAGAGAGCAGAUACAAUUUAUAUUACUGGAAUUUUAGGGACUUUGGUUUCUUAAUAUUUAAAGCGUAAUUGAAGUAAAUUUUACUUUUUUUUUGUUUGUUUUAAUUUGUUUAUCGGAUAAUAUGACCAAAGGAGGAAAAAGAUAUGCAAAUAUGGAUCAAGAUGGCAAAUGGUUUGCCCAUGUUGGUUGGCAGCAGUGUGAUGUAACACGAGAAGCCUGUACCACCACAGGAGCCAUGCUAUCAGAGGCCACACCACAACAAAUGCAAGGACAAGAGAAAUAUCCCAAAACUUUUAACAAUCAAGAAAAGAAAACAAGAGGCAGGAGCUAUCCAUUUUCAGAGCAUGACAACCGAGCCGCAUUGCAAGACAAUAUAGCUACAUACGGCCCUGCUUUUGGUCGUAAGAAGUGUCUGGAUGACCGCCGGCAGCAUGACUCUCACUUCUGCCUUUGUCAUGAUACCGGUGUGAGUGAAGCAUGGUUGGAGAGCAAAAAUCUUUCAUCUUAUCAGACUGACUUCCUGGCCAGGCAGCAGAAAGAGAUCACAGAAAGCACAGAGCACAAACGCCGUUUUCCCAGGAACCCUCUGGAGAAGUCACAUCAGGCUGCUGUGGCCCAGGCUGAGGAGAGCUACAUGUGGUUUGGAAGGGAUGAUAUAAAACAGAGAAUACCUCUUAAUGUACUGGCAGCUGCUAACCUCUCCUCAGCCUUGUAACUGACAUAAACCAGGCACAGAAGAGCACAUUAAAGCUUCCAUGUGUAUUA
Messenger RNA from Tachysurus fulvidraco (yellow catfish), 884 nucleotides. It is a transcript of the gene tex36, whose product is annotated as testis expressed 36. The transcript has 4 exons. The coding region runs from base 241 to 834 and encodes 197 amino acids. The record is from RefSeq and is a predicted model, not a curated record. Lineage: Eukaryota; Metazoa; Chordata; Actinopteri; Siluriformes; Bagridae.